AUCAUGCAACCCUACAAGCCUCACCACAUAGGGUUCUUGCAAUUGGUAUCAAGCUUGGCGAACCAAGGCUACAGUAGCGAAGUUCAUGGUGGAUGGAUGCACGUGUGGAUGCUUCCAUGGUGGUUUGUGUGCUUCGUACUCUGUUUGGCCUACACAUGCAAUUUUGUGGCUUUCCUUACCGUCACCGUGCCUACAAAACGCAUUGAAACCAUCAACGAGCUGGCCGACUCGAAUAUAAUAGUGGCUAUGGAAGACUACGGAAAUUUUGUUCCCGGUGCGCUGCGGCAAUCAACAGACCCAAGCUUGGCGAAAAUUGGGGCCAAAUUACAAUUAUUUCAUUCAUACGAGGAGUUGGGCCCAAUGCUACAAGAAAAAGUUGCUAAAGGGACACAUGCUGUUAUUAAUGGACAGUCCUACCACUACUACGUCAGGGAUCUCAACAACGUCACGUCUCAGACCUACUUCAUGCAAGAAGUGUUGUACCCAAGCUACCUGGUAUACUACCUACCGAAAAACACGCCCUACACCGAACUGCUUUCUGAGAACCAGCAGCGCCUCGUAGAGGCAGGCAUUAUACGAAAACUCUACAACAAACACAUGUUGAAGGAGAUUCCCCCUGAUAAGGAAGAUGAUUUGCGACCCCUGGCUUUGUCCCACCUCGCGGCCGCCUUCAUCCUCUGUCCCUGCCUGUACGUGGGGGCAACUUUGUGCCUGCUGCUAGAGCUGCUCACCGCGCGGCGUGCAAAGCAAGGGAAAAACACGUACGCCAUGGAAUCCCUUUUCCUGGGUUGAAUUUUUGAUUAUGCGAAGCGCGAAAUUCCAUAGGAUGAAUGGAAUUUGAACAGUUCAAUGCAUUUCCACAAUUAAAAAUGAACACCGCUUUCCAUUUGGAAUUUGAUGCGGCAGUUCACUUAAAAUACUACCCUUCUUCACCGAACUUCUGUCAGUGGGUCAGAAUAAUUCUUGCGUUCAUAUUGCGCCUAUGUAGCCUAGUAGUCCCACCCUAUGCACGUGUAUCACUAGUAAUAAGCAAGCACUUUAGAUCUUGUGAACGAUUAUUCGUUCGUUUUUUCCCUAGAAAUAUUUAUUGUCCUCCCUAAGCAAAUCUGACAACGAUUUACAACUACUGCUACGCGACAUCAACAUAACCACAGCUGCCCAUCGUCAAAGUCAAACGGUACAAUAACUUGAUACUACAUUUAUUAGCUUAUUUAGUAAAACAAAUGCACCUGAAACUACAUGUCAGAGAUUAAUAGGCGAUGCAUGGAACCUGGUGGCUCGCGACAAGUGGACGGACCUACUAGUGGUGCUUGAUCACAAAAAAGUUAAUUAUCGCUGAUGUAGUCCAAUAGUAAAGUAUUGAAUGAGUAGGAAACAGUCAUAUGUUCCAACAAAAUUGUGUCAAAAAAAUUCCUAAGAAAGUUGUACUAUGAAAGUUGCAUCUGCUGUGUGUAAUUCGAUUAGAAUCAAAAUAAUCGACAUAAAUUGGAUAUGCUUCUUUCAAUGAAUAAAUUCAUUAAUACGAAUAAUACCGUAAGUAAACAGCGUUUUCGGUGGCAAUUAAUGAUUCUAGCUAAAUAGCUGUAUCGUUUUUGAAUGGAUAAAUGCUUUAAAAUCUGCAAAAAAAACGAAUCUGCGUGUGAGUCUUUAGCCAAAAUCAGCCUCUACACUGAUCAUAGACCUCUUAUGUUUAGGGUAUACGUUUUUCUAUUCUCCACAGCCUACGUUCUAGAGUAAAUACUAGUCGCCAUCAAAAUGUAUUAUACGAAGAAGUUAUUUGCCUGGAUUAGCAAUAUUUAAAUUUUUUUGUGGUCCUUAACCUCAAAGUUAGAUUUGGAGAAGAA
Messenger RNA from Hyalella azteca, 1844 nucleotides. RefSeq lists its product as uncharacterized. The record is from RefSeq and is a predicted model, not a curated record. Gene Ontology annotation, cellular component: membrane. The coding region runs from base 4 to 792 and encodes 262 amino acids. The transcript has 5 exons. Gene Ontology annotation, molecular function: ligand-gated monoatomic ion channel activity. NCBI's taxonomy places the organism in Eukaryota, Metazoa, Arthropoda, Malacostraca, Amphipoda, Hyalellidae.